AUGACCGCCAAGCCUGUCAGGGAGAGCACUCUAAGCGUUAACCAGAAGAAAUUCGUCAAGGCCAUCUUGAAGGAUGAGUUUGAGCCAUAUGUACGGGAAUCGGACCCCGAUCUCAGUGGAUUCCAUGCUGUCACGGACUGGGCAUCGGCGCGGCGGGCUCGCAUUUUCGAUGAAGUCUCUAUCUUCAAAACUGCCCACGUCAGGAAGAACAUACUUCUCUAUAAGCAGGCUGUGGACCGCAAAUUCCGUAACUUUUAUUAUCGCUUGCGUCCACGUACUGCUGCCGGGACUUCCUCUAGUUCUACCUCUAUCCCUGUCCCCGCUUCCUCUCGUCUUAGCUCUUUGACCAGUUAUCUUGUCCCUCCUACGACCGGCUUUCAACUAUUUGAAUGGGACGUGAAGCAAUCACUCUUGGACUCGGAGGAGACUGCUGUAGAAGGAAGCGAUGCAUACCGAACGCGCCUGAAGCAAAUGUGGGAUGAUCUGGAAGAAGGGGCACGAGAAGAGUACGAAGAAGACGUUGACACGGUAGCCAAUAACGUUGAGCAUAGUCGCAAGUUGCUUUUGACCAACUUUGUACCCUUGCUGGAUGCGUUGUGCCGGGAUAGGGCGCUUGGGAACAUGAUGGCGACAGUCCUGGUUGCCUACCGCGACGCCGACGGUACCACCCAGGUUCAUAUUCGCGAGGGGCGAUGCGUAGAUGACUGUCCCCAGUUCGGCGUUACAGAGGAAGAGAAGUCCAUCCUAGAAGCGUUCAAGGACGCAUGGAAGAAGUAUGCCGAUAGUUACAUUCCCGUCCCACCGCGCCCUGCUCCACCAUCUCCAAGCCCCACCCCGGACACUCAGAAGAUAGAGAUCCCCUACCAUCUCUGUGGAAUGCCAGUCUUCCCGCUCGUCAAAUUAUCGCAUACCCCGUCCAACGAGCUCAAGGCCCUCAUCAUCCGUUAUCUGGUUGCCGUAUGGGCUUCCUCCCGCGAGGCUCACCAUCCCCUCGAACUUCCUUGGGCCGACAUUAUUCGUAAUCCGACCGACUUCUACGAUGUUGAACGUUUCAACUUCAUGAACUUCGAUAGAGACACAUACGAAGAUCCGUUGCAGGUAUACCCCUUCGUAGUUCCGCUUCAGCAAUCGAGCAAUGUCGAGUCACGGGCCGAGGAACUGUUCACGUUCCGGUUCGCACCUGAAGUCUCCAGUUUACGAACACCCUCCCUAGGCCCGCCGAACUUCGAGGCCAGUUUCGCGGAGGGAGAGGGGUUCGGUGCAACUGAUCUCUCCCAGCGUGGACCCUCUUGUUCAGGCGGUGAAACUAGAGAAACAGCUGGGAUGGAGCAACAACACGUAGAUGCCGACAUUGCUAGAGAAACGCAAACAUCUUCCCCAGCCGCCAGUACCCGUGCGUUGUCCCAGAAACGUACGAAUGGCCCCGCGACUGCCGUGUCAUCUUCUCAGUCUAUACAAGCCGGUGAAUCGUCUCACCUAGACCUGCCACCGCCCUCAACUGGCAAGAGGCGUGUCCCAUCGGUCAAUGCAGUCUCAGCGUCGUCGAUCGUUGCCCGCACGAGAUCUCAGAACAAGCGUGCGGCGAAAGAGACUGACAUUGCUGGCAAUCGUAUGGCCAAACUUCCGGUUAAGCGACGUCGUUCUGGCGGGGUCCAGGAUAGCAGCAUGACCGCUGCGCCAACGGCCGAUCGUGGCAUGCAUGACACUUCUGACGAGGAUAUAUCCCCUACUGAAAGCGGAACGGAUGGUGCUUCUGACGACGACCCGUCCUCUCCUGAAGAUGAGCCUCCUGCUAAGCGGCCGCGUCGUGCUGUGACCAAGAACAACGUCUCGGCCGCUACCGCAUCCAAGAGGCAGACCGUCGAGGGCCAGCAAAAGAAACAGAAGAACUUCGGGAACGUCGUCUCGCAGGGCUUUGAACUCAAUUCUAGUGUUCGGUAA
Molecule: messenger RNA, 1941 nt
Organism: Peniophora sp. CBMAI 1063
Lineage: Eukaryota; Fungi; Basidiomycota; Agaricomycetes; Russulales; Peniophoraceae
Source: the annotation of a GenBank genome assembly